UAUGAAAAAAGCCUAUCGUGCAUCAAGUCAGAGCAAUAAUGCCAAAAUAAUACCUUUAGAAAUAGAGAAAUCACCAAAUGAUAGGAGAAAAUAUCGAGCAAUCAAAUUAGAAAAUGGAAUUAAAUGCUUACUCUGUUGUGACGCUUAUAGCGGAGAUGGAGAACAGGCUCCAGAUCCUAAAAAGAUUACAAAUGAACAAGAUGACAAACUAGCAGCUGCCGCUCUUUGUGUUGGUAUUGGUUCCUUCUGUGAUCCUGUAGAAGUACCCGGUCUAGCUCAUUUUAUGGAGCAUAUGGUCUUUAUGGGCUCUGAAAAAUAUCCGGAAGAAAAUGCUUUUGACGUUUUUAUCAAACGGAAUGGAGGAAGUACAAAUGCUCAUACAGAAUACGAACACACGACAUUUUUUUUUGAUGUAAUGCCUAAUAAAUUUAGAGAAGCAUUAGACAGAUUUAGUCAGUUUUUUAUUUCUCCUUUAUUUCGCGAGCACAGCAUCGAUAGAGAAAUUGAAGCCAUAGAUAACGAAUUUCAAAUGGCUUUACCUACUGAACGAUGUCGAAAAGAGCAAUUAUUUUGUCUAAUGGCUAAUAAAGGCCAUCCAAUCAGCAAAUUUAUGUGGGGGAAUCAUAAAACUUUAAGGGAUAUCCCGGCAAAGAGGGAAAUUAACGUUCAUAAAGCUCUUAAAGAUUUUCAUUCAACUUUCUACUCUGCUGGUCAUAUGACGGUUUGCCUUCAAGCUAAAUAUUCUUUAGAUGUACUCCAAAAGUGGGCUAUAGAAUGCUUCUCAUUAAUACCUAAUAAUAAUAAACCGAAGCCUAGUUUUAAUCAUUUACCUCCUCCAUAUGACACGGAUGAAUUUAGGAAAUUAUACAAAUACGUACCAGCAAAAAAUGUUCAUAUGUUAGAAGUCACUUGGGCGUUACCUUGCAUGAUAGAACAUUACAAAACUAAACCGUUAUAUUACAUUAGCUGGCUAAUUGGACACGAGGGAGAAGGUUCUCUAUUAUCCUAUCUCAAAAAAAAAUUAUGGGCUACUGGUAUAUCGACUUGGGGGGGUUCUUACGGUGCCUGGGAGCACAAUUCAACAGGGGCAAUAUUCUACAUAACAAUCGCCUUGACAGAGGACGGUUUGACCCACAUGCAUGGUGUAAUGUUAGCUCUCUUUAGUUAUAUUGCAAUGCUAAAAAGUCAAGGACCGUGUUUAGAAGUAUUUAGGCAAAUAAAGACUAUUCAGCAAAAUGACUUUAAUCUACAAGAUGAUGGUGAUCCAUGCGAACAUGUUGAAAUGUUGUCGGAAGCUAUGCAGUAUUAUUCAUUAAAGGAUAUUAUUACAGGAGACCAGCUGAUGAGAACCUAUAAUCCGGAUAUUAUAUCUAGUUGCAUUAACAUGUUAACAGCCACAGACUGUAAUAUAUGUUUAGGAUCUAGAAGUUUUGCAAGCGCGUGCGAUUUAACGGAAGUUUGGUGCGGUACAAAGUAUUCAUGCAAUAAAAUAGGGCAAGACAUCAUAGAAAAAUGGCAAAACGUAAAACCGCAUAAAGAUUUUCAUUUCCCAGAUAAGAAUCCUUUCAUAGCUACUGAUUUCCGAAUAAGAGUUCCGGAUUCCCCUGAUACUGGAUUACCAGUAUUAAUUUCUCAAACAAACUUCAGUUGCUCUUAUUAUAAAAAGGAUAAUUUAUACUUAAUGCCAAGGGGUUAUAUAAUGGUUAUGAUAAGAUCUCCAGUUGUUGGGGAUUCUUCGAAAAACAUGGCGUUAUUGGAUUUGUGGAUGUUAAUUCUUAAUGAUGUGCUUAGCGAAAAAGCUUAUGGAGCUACUGCUGCUCAAUUAGCUUUCUCCAUAAACGCCACAUUUUCCGGAAUAGAAAUUAAAUUAAGAGGUUUUAAUCAUCAACUUCCUCUGCUUUUUCAAUUAAUCGUUGACACAAUUGACAAUAUGAAAGGUCACGUAGAAGAAAGCCUCUUCAUAGCGAAAAAAGAACAACUACUAAGAUCGUAUUAUAAUUUCUUCUUCAAGCCUGCAAAAUUAAAUAAUGACAUAAGAUUAUCUAUUUUACAAGAUCCGUUUAUUUCAUGCGUUUGGAGAAGACAAAUUCUCCCAAAUUUAACCUUAAAGGAUUUACAUAAUUUCCAAAAAAGCUAUUUCGAUCAAGUUUAUUUUGAGAUGUUGUUUGUUGGAAAUCUGAGAGCAGCAGAAGCUAAAGAAAUGGAAGCUUACAUAUGUAGAAAAUUAGGGAGAUCUAAACCUUUCAACCCAAAAGAUAGGAUUUAUCAAAGAGUCCGCGAACUGCCUAACAAUGAAACAUUCUGCCGUGUAUUGAAUUUUAAUAAAGAGGAUCAAAAUUGCGUAAUAACUAAUUAUUAUCAACACGGACCAGCAAAUCUAAAAGACUCGGUCACUAAUGAAUUAUUAGUAAAUUGUAUGGAGGAGCCGUGUUUCGAUAUUCUAAGAACAAGAGAACAGUUAGGAUAUCAAGUAUUUGUAACGGAUAGGGUUACUUCCGGUGCUUUAGGUUUUAGUGUCACUGUUAAUAGUAUGGCAACAAAAUUUGAUAUGAUAAAAUUAGACUCUCGAAUUGAGAUGUUUUUAAGGGAAGUCAUUAAAUUAUUGUCCAAAAUGUCAUCAAAAGAAUUUAAAAAUCAAGUAUCAUCUCUCGUUACCGUAAAAAGAAUUAAUGAAGAUAGCCAUAUGGGAGAGGAGGCUGAGAGGUAUUGGGCUGAAAUUGUUACUGGUGCUCUCAAAUUCGAUAGAUUAAAUAAGGAAUUAGAAACCAUGCAAAAAUUAAAUUUAAACGAUGUCAUUUCCUGGCUAACUGAUCACGUUUUACCUCAGGGCAGUCAUCGUAGAAAAUUGAGUAUUCAAGUUACUCAAAGAUCUCCAUUAAAUAACGAAACAAAGAUAUCUAAUAACUAUCAGAAUAGAAUUGUAAAUGGGGUGAAAAUUGUAACUGAUGCUCUAAAAAUGAGAAGGACAGACAUUCGAGAUGAUCACGACAGAAAUAGAUCAGAUUCGAAAGUAAAGAAUACAUCAACGGCUAAAAACAGCUUAGGAAGCGGUCCAAAGAAUGUUGAUAUUGGACCAAUAACUGAACAACUGUUAAGUUCGGAAGAUUCCGACGAUUAUAACAAAGACAAAGUAUACGAAUUAACUUUUCUACCAAUACGCGAAAUAAAUGAAAACAAAGUCAUCUUGAAUAUUCAUAAAUUUAAAGAGAAACUAAAUCUAUAUCCAGUAUUAAAGAUCUUAUAGGAAAGCCUUAUAAAGAGAGGUACGCUUGUUUAAAUUAAUUUAAAUAAACCUUAACAUUACAAACAAUUAAAGUGUUCUCUAAUAUAAAAGAACAAAGCAAGAAUAAGC
Molecule: messenger RNA, 3352 nt
Organism: Dimorphilus gyrociliatus
Lineage: Eukaryota; Metazoa; Annelida; Polychaeta; Dinophilidae
Source: the annotation of a GenBank genome assembly